AUGGCCAAAGGCAAAGGUUUAUUGGCAGCUGAUGAAUCAACUGGUUCAAUGGCUAAACGUUUGCAAUCAAUUGGUCUUGAAAAUAAUGAAGAAAAUCGUCGUCUAUAUCGUCAAACACUUUUUAAUGGUUCAAAAGAUCUAGCUAAUCAUAUAUCCGGUGUUAUUCUUUUUCAUGAAACAUUUUAUCAAAAUGAUGAUAAUGGAAAACCAUUUCGACAAACAUUACAAGAAAAAGGUAUUAUUCCAGGUAUUAAAGUUGAUAAAGGUCUUGUAUUAUUGGCUGGUACUAAUGGUGAAAAUACAACACAAGGUAUCGAUGGUCUUGGUGAACGAUGUGCACAAUAUUACAAAGAUGGUGCACGUUUUGCUAAAUGGCGAUGUGCAUUAAAAAUUGGUGAUGGUUUACCAUCAGAAUUAGGUAUUCGUGAAACAGCAAAUGUUUUAGCACGUUAUGCAUCAAUUUGCCAACAAAAUGGUCUUGUACCAAUUGUUGAACCAGAAGUAUUACCGGAAGGUGAUCAUGACUUAGAAACAUGUCAACGUGUAACAGAAAAAGUAUUAGCUGCAACAUAUAAAUCACUUAGUGAACAUCAUAUUUUCUUGGAAGGCACACUACUUAAACCAAAUAUGGUCACUGCUGGUUUUGAUUGUAAGAAAAAAAAUACACCAGAAGAUGUUGGUCGAGCAACUGUAACAGCAUUACAAAGAACAGUGCCAGUUGCUGUACCGGGCAUUUGCUUUCUUUCAGGUGGUCAAUCAGAAGAAGAAGCUUCACUUAAUUUGAAUGCCAUUAAUCAAUAUAAAGGCAAGAAGCCAUGGGCACUAACAUUCAGUUAUGGACGUGCACUUCAAGCUAGUGUUCUUAGUAUGUGGGCUGGUAAAUCAGAAAAUGUAUCUAAUGCACAAAAGGAACUUCUUAAACGUGCACAAGCUAAUGGUGCUGCUGCAAAAGGUGAAUAUAAAGGUGGUGCUGGUGGUACAGCUGGUGAACAAUCAUUAUUUGAAGCUAAUCGAAACUAUUAA
Rotaria sordida is the source of this 1023-nucleotide messenger RNA. NCBI's taxonomy places the organism in Eukaryota, Metazoa, Rotifera, Eurotatoria, Philodinida, Philodinidae. The record is from the annotation of a GenBank genome assembly.